CGUUCCCUAUCUCUCCUUUCUCUCCCUAUGGGAGGGCGAGGAGGGCCCCGUAGCCGCGCACUGCGCACCGAGUUCAUCAUAGACAGAGCGAUCUUCCUGACAGCUUCUCGUCGGUCUUGAACGAAGGCGGAAUCGUUCAGAUUCUGUCUAUCUGUCCGGCUCUGCGGCAACGUGGUGUCGGUGUCGGCGAACCAAGGAAAGAUAGGGAGAAAGAGAGAGAGCAAAAUAGAGGGAAGAACAAGAGAACACGGGGAUAACGAAAGUGCGUGACCUUCUUCUCGCGUUCCUCUCCAUCGAGCUCGUUGCUUCGGAUUACCACACAUUCGUCCCGUUCCACUGUCCUCUGAUCGACGUUCGCGAAACUCCUUAGCAUCUCCUCUUCGUCUCAUACGAGACGACGGUUCACCUUUGAUCGUAUCCUCUGCCCUCGAUCUGAUCCGCAGGAACCUCUUCCACCCCCGUUGAGAUCCGAUCAAACGCGUCGGCACCUCCACUCCUGGAGUCCCUCCAAGACUCCUCCACCUUUUCUGCCCCUUCCUCCAGCCGAUUCUUGACGUUUUCCUCUUCCGCGGUUCACAAAGCCUCGCCUGGCUAUGUCGUCAUCGUCGCACCGUGCGUGACGAUCGCGGGAAGUUUGCUAUUCGACUGUUUGCACGAACGGAGCGAAAGAUAGGCUUGGUUACGAGGGAGAGAGAAGUCGAGGAAGCCGCGGUGGAAGAGGAAGAGGAGGCGGUGGUUGAGGAGAAAGAGGAAGAGGACUUGCAACCGAAGAGAGGCGGGGAAGGGGGGAAGGUGGGUGAUGGUCCGCGUGUGGGAGGAGUAGGAGGAUCCGGAGGGCGACUUUUCUUUUAUUUGAGCUUGACACUUCGCCGCGAGCGCACACACACCGGAAGUGUCGAGUGAGACACCGCGCUCUCUUCUCUUCUUCCGACCAACGCGCCGACAAAUCGGCUCGUUCAUCCGUAUCCACCGCUACUGAGUACAGCAGACGCGAGAAGAACACGAAGAAGAAGAUAAAGAAGAAGAAGGUGGACGACCUGCAAGUGCAAAAGGACGACAGGAUGUCACCAGAUCUUCGAAUAGACUUCGCCGAGAAGGGUGUCGCGGUCGGCGAGUUCGCGGUGCAAAUCGGAUAAAGGGAAUCGCGUCGGGGGACCGUCCGGGAGUCCGAGCUAUGCUGAAGUACUUCGCCGAAGAGAAUGCCAAAGAUAGAGCCGGUGCGACGAAGACUGUAGUGAUAGUGACCACACCGUAUACCUCGACGAAACCACCUGGGGGACACUGAAAUCCUCCGGAAUCGUCUCGUUCACGCAAGCAUCGACAGUAUUUUUGCUCCAAAGAUAAGUGUAUCUAAGAAGAUUCAGAAGCGAGAUCGUGCCGCUGUACCUCGUUCUCUUUCUCUCACUCGCUCCCCCUCCCUCUUUCGUAGACAGUUCCUCCCGAUAAACGCAACGGAGAUCUCUCUAAUGGGAACGUACGCGUAAGUGGUUCGUCAAAGGAUAGCGAGACGUCAUUACCCGACAAACGAGUCACGAGAGAAGGUAGGUGAUUACACGCCGAGAACGAACCUCCUCGUCAUCGAGCCAGCCAACGCAAUAAGCUGUCCCAUCGUGCCACGAAAGCCUGGAUCGAGACGCGCGCGCACGCACGCACGCACACACACAUACACACACACACACACACACACACCCUUUCUCUCUCGCUCUGUCUCUCUCGUCCGAUGAAUCGGCCGAUCGCCGUGGAAUAUUAUUGUCCCGGGGUAGUUUUCGGUACGACCCCUCGAAGCGGCGAAACUGCGAGCUCUCGAAUCGUACGGAACGUCAAAGGAGAAGCGCCGGUGCCCGGGGCGAGGUGGAGUCCUCGACGCGUGCCAGGCUGCUGAUCACAGGCACCGCGGCGAGAAGAGUAGGAGAGAGGGACCGUAGAAUACGGGGCGAACGCGAAGAGAGCGACGGAGAGCGAAAGAGAGAAGGCGCGCGCGAGGGAGAAGGAGCGGAAGAGGUAGAUAAAGAACGGGAGCAGCUUCCAGCAUCGUCUCGAACGAGGGGUCCUUCCGUUCGGGUGCUAGGGGUGUGCAGCCCCGGACGAGGGGUCGCACUCGACUCUUUUAAAGUGGGCAAACCGCGCAAAGAAGAGGAGACGUCCUCGGGGCAAUGACAGGAUGCCUCCGUCUCGUACAGGACGUGCACACGAGGGACCGCCGUCCAGGAUCGCCACCAGGAUCGGCCCCACCGUCGCCUUGCUGCUGAUCCUCUUGGAGCACCGUCGCGCAACCUGCCUAAUGAGCAAUUCCGUGGACGAUUGGGUGAGCGGCAACGCCGUCGUCUGCAACGGCAUCCCGGGACUGACGAAGGAGCAACGCGAGCUCUGCCACGUGAACCCCGACGUGACCGUCGCGGCGCUCAAGGGGUUGCAACUGGCCGUAUCCGAGUGCCAGCAUCAGUUCAUGUGGCACAGGUGGAAUUGCUCGUCCCUCACGCCCAGCAGCAGGACCCAGCAGAGUAGCGUUCUCCUUCAACGAGGCUACAGAGAGACGGCGUUUGCUUACGCAAUUUCGGCAGCUGGAGUGGCUCACAACGUGGCUCGUGCCUGCAGCAUGGGCCGCCUGCUCUCCUGCGGCUGCGAUCCAUCGAACUAUAGGGGUAAAACGCCGGCAAAGGCCAAAGGUGUUCAAUGGAAGUGGGGCGGUUGCUCUCACAAUCUCGACUACGGUAUAGAGUUCUCGAGACAGUUCCUAGACACGCGGGAGAAAGCCGGCGACAUACAGUCUACGGUGAACCUACACAAUAAUCAAGCCGGUCGUCUGGCGGUGGCGAACAACAUGCAGGUGCGCUGCAAGUGCCACGGCAUGUCUGGCUCGUGCGAGCUGAAGACCUGUUGGAAAGUCGUCCCGGACUUCCGGACAGUCGGCAAGGUCCUCAAGGACCGUUUCAGGAACGCUGUUCUGGUGACGCAGAGCAAUUUGGGCAGCGUGACGCCGUCCAUGAGGACUCGCGGCGCGCGUCGGAGGAAGCCCGAUCGCCAAAAGCGACGGAAGAAUCGCGGGGGCGACUUCGGCCGUAAGAAGAAGCCGCGGAACCUCGCGAAGCAACUCUACUAUUAUCAGAAAUCGCCCAACUUCUGCGAGCGUGACACGGCGAUCGACGUAACCGGCACCGCCGGUCGCAGAUGCAACAAGACUAGCACCGGCGGCGACGGUUGCGGCAGUUUGUGCUGCGGCAGGGGUUACAACGUGGUGCGCCAGCGGCGGACCGAGUGGUGCGCAUGCAAGUUCCACUGGUGCUGCUUCGUGCAGUGUCAGAACUGCACGGUAGAGGAGUGGAUCACGGUCUGCAAGUAAGGGAGGACCGGACGCAGGAUGGAGGUUUAAGACUGACGGAAAUGUCGACGCGGACGUCGUUCGUCCCGCGAACGGGGCACGACGAUCGACGGAGAUCGAAGGGGAGUGAGGGGCUCGCACAGCCUCGAAACGAUAAGAGAAGCAAUUAGCUCCGGGAAUUCGCCGUGGAGGCAUGCUCGUUCGCGGGGUCGAUUGUAGGACGUAAGACGAUAGGAUUAACGAUACGGUUCUUACUGAAGCCGGGAUUACGAAUUUCUCCGGGACGAUCGAGACGUCAGAGCGAAUCUCUCUCCUCGCCCAGCUAACUUCGAAGCUCUGUGAACGCAUCAGUAACGUAAUAAUCCUCGUUAGCGAGAUUAAAUCCGAUUUCUUCUACGCAGGCACCUUUGGAUUCGAUCGUGAUUCAAUUUUCUAUUCGUCGGCGUGUCGUUCGGAAUUGCGCGCCUCCACCGUGAAUCAGCGCGUUAAUCGCGCCAUUCGAGAGUCCGUCUUAGUCUACGACAAGAAACUUGUCCAUCAUUGUAAUGUCUAAAAUCAAUUUUUGCGUAAACGUGGAAAGUAACGACAUCUCCACCCCCACCACGACUGACACAGAUCGAUUUGAAGCCCUUUGCGAAUAUUGGAUGUCGGUUUAGCAAUCUUUUUUAACAGCUACCUGUGACAAUCGGAUCAAGAGUUAACGGAGUUAAUCUUUGAAUCAAUGCAGAGACCCAACAAUCGUACUAGAAAUAAAUUUACAUUGAACGCUUCGUAAUGAUACGAGUAAUACAAAACGAUUUAUACAUAGGCCAUAAGCGAACCCUAUAAUUUAUUUAUCAUGACGCUCUAUUUAAUUGAUAUUUAAUUUUAACUUUUGCGUGAACUGUAACACCUCCAUCACAGUAUUAUUAGGCGAGACACGUGUCCCGUUCGAUGGAUACGAUUGUAUACAAUUUAAUAAUGCGCGAACAAUAAAGAGAGUUCCUUUAAA
Odontomachus brunneus is the source of this 4310-nucleotide messenger RNA. It is a transcript of the gene Wnt10, whose product is annotated as protein Wnt-10a-like. The transcript is spliced from 4 exons. Bases 2162 to 3340 code for a protein of 392 amino acids. Lineage: Eukaryota; Metazoa; Arthropoda; Insecta; Hymenoptera; Formicidae. Gene Ontology annotation, biological process: cell fate commitment; canonical Wnt signaling pathway; neuron differentiation. The record is from RefSeq and is a predicted model, not a curated record. Gene Ontology annotation, cellular component: extracellular region. Gene Ontology annotation, molecular function: frizzled binding; cytokine activity.